UCUAACGUUCAUCUGAGCGGCUUUACUCUCACACAUGGAUCCGGUUCUCACCGUCGUCCUCCUGGGAAGAACCGGAGCCGGUAAAAGCGCUACAGGAAACACUAUUUUGGGACAAGACGCGUUUAAAUCACUGUCCUCGUUCGGACCAGUGACGACUGCAAUCUCUGAAAAAAGAAGAGAGUUGUUGGGCAAAAUGAUCAAAGUGAUCGACACUCCAGCAAUAUUGGGUCACGAGGAUGAGAUCAGAACCCGCUGCCAGGACGUCCUGAAGUCGCCCGGACCCUGUUUGUUCCUGGUGGUUGUGAAAGCUGGUCGCUUCACUGUUGAGGAGGAGAAGCCUGUGGACGCAGCGAUCAGAGUCCUCGGGAAAGACGGGAUGAAAACCUCGUGCCUGCUGUUCACGGGUGGGGACAAACCAGGAACAUCCCUGGACCAGUACAUCCAACAGGGCAACGGGACCAAACUCCCAGAGGUCGUGGAGAAAUUUGGAAACAGAUGUUUUAUGUUCAACAAUCUAAGUGAGGACAAGUCAAGUCAAGUCAAAGACCUGCUGGAGAAAACUGAGCACCUCAGAACCUGGUACCAGCUGGACCUUCCAUCACAAGGUAUCACAGUCGUUCUGCUGGGAAACUCGGGUUCAGGUAAAAGUGCUUCAGGAAACACGAUUUUGGGACGAGAGGCGUUUAAGUCCAGACCUUCUCUAAAACCUGUGACGACGGAGAUCAGACAGGAAACGGGACGGUGGUUUGGGAAGCAGAUCUCCGUGGUUGACACCCCGGGAAUAUUAGGAUCAGAGGAGCAGAUUAGCAGAUGGUGUCAGGCUCAUCUGGAGUUGUCCAGGCCCUGUUUGUUCCUGGUGGUGGUCAGAGUGGGCCGGUUCACGGAGGAGGACCACCGGGCCGUAGAGGCGGCCGUCAGGUCCGUGGGACCGCGGCGGUUGGAGACCAGUUACCUGCUGUUCACAGGAGGAGACGGUUUGAAGAAGUCGUCUCUGGACGACUUCGUCUCAGAAUCUGAAGGUACUUCACUUUCAGCGGUCAUUCGAAGGUUUGGAGGCAGAAUCCACCUGUUUAACAACAAAGACCCGGGACCGGAGCAAGUCGGAAACCUGCUGCAGAAGUCAGCUUCACAUCUCCUCAAGUCUGUGGAUCAGGUGGACCGAAGGCUGGUUCUGCUGGGUCUGUCUGGAGGAGGAAAGAGCUCAUCAGGGAACACCAUCCUGGGAUCGGCCCGGUUCAACAUAGAUUGUGGGUUUGAGGCCGGAGUGGGCGAGCCUGUGAGUAGGUCGGCAGCAGUGGAAGGACGCUGGGUCACAGUGGUGGACACGCCAGGAUUCAGUAGCAGAGACACAGAUUACACUCAGGUCAAAGAACAUUUCAGCACAAUGAGCCGUCUGUCUGCUCCGGGUCCACACGUCUUUGUGUUUGUGCUGAGGAUCGGCCGGAUGUCCAGAGAAGACUUCAUCCUAACCAGGUCUCUGCUAGAACUGUUUCACAGGGCUGCACCCAAACAUACCAUGGUUCUGUUCACCCACGGAGACGACCUGAAAGGUCGGAGCAUCGAUGAACUGAUCCGGUCCAGCACCUGUAUGUCUGAGCUGGUGUCCAAGUGUCAGAGGAGGUUCUGUGUGUUUGAGAACAGUCAGUCAGGAGACAGAUUUCAGGUCAGAGAGUUCCUUGAUAAAGUGGAUGACAUGGUUGCUGAUAAUGGGGGCAGGUAUUGGGGAGAAGAGGCUCCAUGUGACGAUGAACUGAAGGUGGGGAGCUGGUUGUUCAGAGAGAAGAUAGAUGAGUUAAACUUUUCAUUCUCCCAUACAUUGUCUGGAACUUCUCAGUGUUUGGACCAAGUUCAUAAAAAGCUUAAUGGCUGAUUUCAAGCUGUGUGAAUUCUGCCUCGACUGAAAUGUGUCUGACCGUAACGUGAUCCAUGUUGGACCAGCGCAUUGUUACCAGAACACUAGCUCUAGCAAGUUGAACAUCUGCUUCAACCUUCAGAGAUUACCUAAAGUUCCCUCUGUUAGUUUUCAGUGUUAUGCGACAAAUAAAAACAUCAGAGAUCUGUUGAACUUA
Messenger RNA from Betta splendens (Siamese fighting fish), 2069 nucleotides. Its product is annotated as GTPase IMAP family member 8-like. Bases 35 to 1870 code for a protein of 611 amino acids. The transcript is spliced from 3 exons. Gene Ontology annotation, molecular function: GTP binding. The record is from RefSeq and is a predicted model, not a curated record. Lineage: Eukaryota; Metazoa; Chordata; Actinopteri; Anabantiformes; Osphronemidae.